UAUCGCUCACCUACUCGUAUUUACGUGUAUCGGUACAUCUCUAGUAUCAAAUUUUAUCUGUCAGUUUGAGGCAUAUAAAAUGAAUGUGCUUGGAAAAACAGUAUUACUGGCGCUUCUGCUGCUCGCAGGAUUCCUGGUGUUUACCACUGCACAGAGUAAACAAAAGUCGGGCCUGUCGUUAUCGGAAAAGGUUCGCAAUUUGCAAGAUAUGAAUAUGAAAAAGGCACUACUACGUUUUAAUGGACAAAAAUUCCGCGAAUAUAUUAGGAAUGCGCCGCGUAACUAUUCUGUUGUGGUCAUGCUGACAGCGUUGGCUCCUUCACGGCAAUGCCAAAUAUGUCGCCAUGCCUAUGAUGAAUUCACCAUUGCAGCUAACUCUUACCGUUACUCGCCAACCUACUCGAAUAAAUUAUUCUUUGCAAUGGUUGACUUCGAUGAGGGCUCCGAUGUAUUCCAGUCACUAGGCAUCAAUACAGCACCAGUUUUUAUGCAUUUCCCUGCUAAGGGUAAGCCAAAAGGUCUCGAUACUAUGGAUAUUCACCGAGUCGGAUUUGCUGCUGAAGCGAUUGCGAAAUUCGUACACGAGCGCACCGACAUACAAAUACGCAUUUUCCGACCUCCAAACUACUCCGGCACAGUUGCAAUGAUAACCCUGGUUGCUCUGGUGGGCGGUUUCCUCUACAUACGUCGCAAUAACUUAGAGUUCCUAUAUAACAAACAAAUUUGGGGCGCUGUUGCGUUGUUCUUUUGUUUCGCCAUGAUUUCAGGACAAAUGUGGAAUCACAUACGUGGUCCACCGCUGGUUCAUAAAAGCAAGAACGGCGGCGUGGCAUAUAUACAUGGUUCAUCUCAAGGACAACUGGUGGUGGAGACUUACAUCAUUAUGUUCUUAAAUGCCAUGAUUGUGUUGGGAAUGGUUCUGCUUACAGAAUCUGGUUCACAAAGUGAUCAUAAAAGAGCGCGUAUAAUGGCCAUAGCGGGGCUGUUGUUGGUUGUAGUGUUCUUCUCUUUCUUGUUAUCUGUGUUUCGCUCCAAGGCGCAGGGAUAUCCUUACAGUUUUCUUUUCAAGUAAAUAAAUCAACGAGACUCACCCACUUCGUCUUUUUGCCUGCGCCAAUGCAUUCAAAAAUAUUCUUAGUGCAUUUUUUCCGUGUACAAUUUAUUUUAAGAAGAAACAAGAGAUGUUAAAAGAAGUUCAAUAAAACUGUAUUGAAACAUA
Molecule: messenger RNA, 1219 nt
Organism: Anastrepha obliqua
Lineage: Eukaryota; Metazoa; Arthropoda; Insecta; Diptera; Tephritidae
Gene: Ostgamma
Product: tumor suppressor candidate 3
Exons: 5
Coding region: 80-1072 (330 amino acids)
Cellular component (GO): oligosaccharyltransferase complex
Source: RefSeq, a predicted model, not a curated record